UCUUAUGACGUUGACACGACACUUUUCACUUUUGUGCUUUAUUUUGGUGAUUUUUGGUACAGCAAGUCGUUUGGGCUCUUUUUAGUAAUUAUGCUACAUAUAUAUUUUUUUAAUAACGUUCCAUAUAAAAUUGGUCUUUUGUAUUAGACUUUUCACUGUUACUUGACUAUUUAUUUACUUUUUUAGCUCACUAAAUUAAUUAUAUUUCAUAGUUUUGACGAAAGUAACAGUCGGUUUAAUUCCGGCGUAUACAAGAUAGACUAUCCAUUUUAUUUAACUUUAAAUAAGCCCAACCAAUAUGUCGAAGAGACACGCAGAAGAAGGUACCAGCGGGAACCAGCCCCCUAUCAAGAAAAUCCACUUUGAACCCCAUUUAAUUGGACCUGUGUCUACGCUUGAAGAAAUGGAUAUAAAAGUUCUUCAAUUCCAAAAUAAAAAGCUGGCACAGAGGAUUGAACAGAGGUGCAGAACAGAACAAGAACUCCGUCAAAGGAUUGAGCAAUUAGAGAAAAGGCAAACUCAAGAUGAUGCUAUGCUCAAUGUUGUAAAUCGUUACUGGAAUCAACUAAAUGAAGACAUUAGAAUUUUGCUACAGAGGUUCGAUGCUGAAACUGCAGAUGAAUCAGAAACUAAGAAUGAAAAUGAAGCUACAACAUCAUUUUUGAUGCAACUCUCAACUUGGGAUAAGGACGAGUUAAAUGACAAGCUGGCCAAUAGAGUUCAAGUAUCCAGAAGAGCUGUAGCCAAAGUAAUUCAAGCUUUUGAUAGGUUAAUGCAAAGAAAUGAGAAAAUUACUCUGGCUUUGAAGGGAGAAUUAGAAGGGCAGGAUGCGUUAACAAUCGAUGAAGCUAUACGCCAAACAAACAUUCAACUUCAAGCUGAAAAUCGCAAUCUUCAAGCUCUUCAUACCACUUUACACGAGAAAUACCACUCAUUAAGUCUUAAAGUUUCCGAACUUCAAGAUUCUGUCACGGCAAGAGAUACUGAAAAUGCUGAAUUAAAAAACCAAAUUGACGAUUUGCAAUACGAACUCGAAAAAGUUCGCAACCGCAAUGACAAAUUAGAAACCCAUCUUGCUGAGGCUGUCGAAAAACUGAAAGCUUACCAUCAACUCCACGGUGAUACUGAUAACAGCAUAAGUGAGAAAGAAGAGAAACCAGCACCUCAAACGAACGUUCCUCAAGCCAAAUUGGAGGAUCUGAUGAAAGAGGUGGAAGAAUGGAAAGAGUUGGCUAACAAUAGAUUGCAAGAGUUGGAUAAGCUGCACCAGACUCAUAGGGAGACUCUGAAGGAGGUUGAGAAACUGAAAAUGGAUAUACGUCAAUUGCCCGAAAGUGUCAUUGUUGAAACCACUGAAUACAAAUGUCUCCAAUCACAAUUUUCAGUCCUCUACAAUGAAUCCAUGCAACUAAAAACUCAACUGGAUGAAGCUCGACAACAACUACAGACGAGCAAAAAUGCUCAUUUGAGGAAUAUCGAGAUGAUGGAGGGAGAAGAACUGAUUGCCCAAAAGAAACUGCGCCAAGAAGUGAUGCAAUUGGAGGAUUUCUUAGCUCAAUUAAGAAAGGAAUACGAAAUGUUGAGAAUUGAAUUUGAACAGAACUUAGCGGCCAACGAACAGACUGGUCCCAUUAAUAGAGAAAUGCGUCAUCUAAUUACAUCGUUGCAGAAUAAUACUCAACAAUUGAAGGGGGAAGUACACAGGUAUAAGAGAAAAUAUAAAGAGGCCAACACUGAAAUUCCAAAAUUGAAAAAGGAAAUCGAAGACCUUCAGCAGAAAGUAACUACGCAGGGUGCCAUUCAGGACUCUAAGGAAAGCAUAAAAAAGGAGGAGAUCAAAGAAGAAGAUAUGUCCAGCAGUGAUGGUUCUCAAAUUAAAGAAGAACCUUUGUUGCCAGUCAAAAAAGAAGAGGAAGACACUGAGCAAAGUGAAGAAACAGAAGUCAACAAAGAUCAGAUGGCCGGGGGCGCCAACGAUUCUCCUGGAGCCAAAAAGGAAGGGGUCGUAAAACAGGAGAAAGUAGCUGUAAAGAAAGAGAACGCUCCAAAGACGGACGCGCAUAGGGAGGCAAUGAAGGCGAAAGAACAAAAGAUCAUCGAAAGUGAUUUAGUCAGGGAUCUUAAGAACCAACUUAAAAAAGCGUUAAAUGAGCAAAAAGAAAUGAAACUUUUGUUAGACAUGUACAAAGGGGUUAGCAAAGAGCAGAGGGACAAAGUUCAGUUAAUGGCGGCAGAGAAAAAACUUAGAAGUGACGUGGAAGAACUUAGGCAGACAUUAAAAAAAUUACAGAGGGACGAUAAACGUAAGCUGGCCGAAGACGAAGCCAUGAAAAAGAUAAAACAAUUAGAGGAACAGAAAUACGAACUUCAAAAACAGGUGGCCAAUCAGAAACCUAUGGACGGCAACUGGGGUGGACAUAACGUCCAUCAAAGGCCUUUCGUUGGAUCUUUGGAAGAGGAAGCUCUUUUGAAUGAGAUGGAAGUCACCGGCCAGGCCUUCGAAGACAUGCAAGAACAAAAUUCUAGGCUAAUCCAACAACUGAGAGAAAAAGACGACGCAAACUUUAAGCUCAUGUCGGAGCGAAUCAAAUCAAAUCAGUUACAUAAAUUGGCCAGGGAAGAAAAAGAUGUUUUGAAAGAACAAGUGAGCACGCUAACCACGCAAGUGGACGCUGGCAAUCUUGUGGUUAGAAAGUUGGAAGAAAAAGAGAGAAUCUUACAAAACACUCUUGCAACGGUGGAAAAAGAAUUGGCGCUUAGGCAACAGGCGAUGGAGAUGCACAAGAGGAAAGCUAUUGAGUCUGCACAAUCAGCUGCUGAUUUGAAACUUCAUUUAGAAAAAUACCAUUCCCAAAUGAAAGAAGCCCAACAAGUGGUAGCUGAAAAAACGAGUUCCUUAGAAGCGGAAGCAUACAAAACGAAACGGCUGCAAGAAGAAAUCGCUCAGUUGAGACGUAAAGCGGAAAGAAUGAAGAAAAUGGAAAUGGCCGGUACCACCUUGGACGAGGUCAUGAUGGAGGAGAUCAGAGAAUACAAAGAGACCUUAACUUGUCCAUCGUGCAAGGUGAAACGGAAGGACGCCGUUUUGUCCAAAUGUUUCCACGUAUUUUGUUACGACUGUUUGAAAACCAGAUACGAAACGAGGCAGCGGAAAUGUCCCAAGUGCAAUUGCGCCUUCGGGGCCAAUGAUUAUCAUCGGCUUUAUUUGUCUAACUAACGCUUUUACUUCUGUGAGGUAUAAUAUAUAUUAAAUGUAAGUUAUUAUAGUUCGUCUUGGAUUGUGUUAUUUUCUACGUACUUUAUAAUGAAGUAAAUAUGUUCGUAUUUAAACAUUUAUAGUAUAAAAUAUUUUUGUUUGCUUA
Messenger RNA from Psylliodes chrysocephalus, 3362 nucleotides. The record is from the annotation of a GenBank genome assembly. Lineage: Eukaryota; Metazoa; Arthropoda; Insecta; Coleoptera; Chrysomelidae.